GUACAGACUGGUCACCGCCAUGGAGUUUGACUUGGCUGCUGCCCUGGGCCCUGGUUCUAAGAAGCCAGAGGGGGCUGGUCAAGUGGGAGACCCCAAACACUGUCCUCUAAAGGCGCCGGGCCGGCCAGAGGCAGGCGCUGCUCACAAGCCGAGGCAUGGCCCUGGCGGCUCCUCCGACUCCAGCAGUAGUAGCAGCAGCAGCAGCUCCAGCGACUCAGAGGCAGAGGGGAAGGCGCACGCCGCUGGCUGCAAGAAGCAUGAACGCUCCUCAGACAAGGCCAAGAAACCCAAAGUGAAGAAGGAGAGGAAAAAGAAAGAGAAGACUCCCCAUUAACUUAUUAAACUUGCAGCCCUUUCCGCUCCCCGGCGCCCUCUGCCGGGCAGGAGCGGAGGCCGCGCCGAGCCCA
Messenger RNA from Rattus norvegicus (Norway rat), 407 nucleotides. RefSeq names its product similar to human chromosome 19 open reading frame 33 (gene C1h19orf33). The record is from RefSeq and is marked validated. Bases 20 to 334 code for a protein of 104 amino acids. NCBI's taxonomy places the organism in Eukaryota, Metazoa, Chordata, Mammalia, Rodentia, Muridae. The transcript is spliced from 4 exons. Gene Ontology annotation, cellular component: nucleus; nucleoplasm.